AUGGAGGCGCCAACCAAGCCGACGACAUCGUCGCUGUUCGAAGUCUACCUGCGUCUACGACCAUCAUUCGCACCCAAUGCAGAAAGAUUCCUCGACGUCGACGCCGCCGACGACAAAGCAGCACCCACGCACAUCACAAUCCACCCGCCCGCACACGAUCAACGAAGAAAGGCUGUCGAGACUUUCAAGUUCACCCGAGUCUUUGAAGAGGAGGCAACACAACUCGACUUGUUCCAUGGCACCGGUUUGGGCUCGAUGAUGCAGGGUGUGCUGGGCGCCGAGGGUAGAGAGGGCCGUGACGGGCUCUUUGCUACUCUCGGUGUCACUGGCUCCGGCAAGAGUCACACAAUCUUGGGCUCCCGCUCCCAGCGCGGAUUGACACAGCUCGCCCUCGACGUGCUCUACCAGAAUCUCGGCGACCAGCUCAUUUCAACAAGACGCGAUCAACUCGCCCUACAGUCUAUCUUCGCAUCCGACACGUCCGAAGCACACAUGUCAGCCGCCAACCAGUACCUCGAAUCCAUCUACGGCGAUGCUCCGUCAGACACACGCUCACAUUCAAGAGCUCAAUCGAGAGCUGCAACUCCCCUCAUGGUACGAUCAACAUCUCCUUCGAAACAGGCCUUAAGUCAAGCUAAGCCGCAGCCUCAAAAGGACAUGUCCUUCGUUUCCAACCCCCGCCCCUCGUCCGCCAUGGCCCCCAAGCGCCACAUGCCUAGAGUUUCUAGCAUGCCGCAGUUCCCCAUAAUCCAAGAUACCAAUCUCGACGUCGACCAGACCUCCGAAUUCGCCAUCGUCGUCAGUAUGUACGAAGUAUACAACGACCGCAUCUUCGACCUGCUAGCAGGUUCCGCCGCAUACCAACCCUCCAAGACAGCCACAGCCAAACGCAGACAUCUCCUUUACAAGAGCACCGAACAUAGUCCUGACCGCAAAGUAGUUGCUGGACUUAGGAAGGUCGUCUGCGAGAAUCUCGAUGAAGCUCUUCUCGUGCUUGAGACCGGUUUGACAGAACGCAGAGUCGCUGGUACUGGAAGCAAUGCUGUCAGCAGCAGAAGUCACGGCUUCUUCUGUGUCGAAGUCAAGAAGAGACUUGCAGGCGCUGCCACUUCCAACUGGUCGAGCAGUGCUUUGACAAUCGUUGAUCUCGCUGGCUCUGAACGUGCUCGCGCUGCAAAGACUGCUGGCUCAACCCUUGCAGAAGCAGGCAAGAUCAACGAGUCGCUCAUGUAUCUUGGUCAAUGCAUGCAGAUGCAGAGCGACAACGCCGACCCUACAAAGGCAUCCAACAUCGGUAUCAUGAUUGUCACGGCAGAUCCUCUCGGCGACUACAACGCUACCAGUCAAAUUCUUCGUUACUCGGCCCUGGCCAGAGAAGUCACUGUGCCUCGCAUCCCCAGCUAUACCAGCACCAUGGUCCCUCUCGCUCGUCCAGGCACCUCAGCCUCUGGUCGCCUUACCCCUUCCAACCCUGCUGCCAGCGAUGCGGCUCUCGAAAACGCCCUGGCCGAACUCGCCCUACUACGUCAAGAUCUCGAACUCGCACAACUUCGUCUCGAAGAAGAAACACAACGACGCAAGGAAGCAGAGUCUUCAUGGUUGACCGCAGAGAACCGUCUGGAAUCGCUCGAACUUGAACUUCGCGACGAGAUCUGGGAAGAGUUUGAAUCACAACUCGAGUCUGAACGUCGUCGCUACCAUGCCGCUCGUGAGGCUGAACAGGAACAUGUUGACCAGCAUCUGGACAAGAAGUUAGAGAUCUUGACUCGUGGCUUGGGCGAAGUACAGGUCCGCGAAGACAGUGAUGCAGAAGGCGAGGAGAAGAUUGCCGAGUUAGAAGAAGAGAACGCAAGACUGAGGGAGAAGGUUCAAGCUUUCGAACGCGAGAAGGAGAAUCAAAGUCCUGUUCGCAAGAUGAGGGUGCUUAAGCCUAGGAAGUGGGAAGGUAAGGAAGAAUUCGGCGUUGGUCUUUUUGGUGGAAGUCCCUGA
Molecule: messenger RNA, 1989 nt
Organism: Aureobasidium melanogenum CBS 110374
Lineage: Eukaryota; Fungi; Ascomycota; Dothideomycetes; Dothideales; Saccotheciaceae
Product: P-loop containing nucleoside triphosphate hydrolase protein
Exons: 5
Coding region: 1-1989 (662 amino acids)
Biological process (GO): microtubule-based movement
Cellular component (GO): microtubule; kinesin complex; nucleus
Molecular function (GO): microtubule motor activity; ATP binding; microtubule binding
Source: RefSeq, a predicted model, not a curated record